CAUCGAAAUACGCCCGACAGUGUUUUUGACCAACGGGUCGCGUCCAAGUAUGUUUGGGUCAGUCCAGAGGGGCUGAGGUUUAAUGCUUUCGCGCGAGAUAGUGUGACCAUGUUUGAUAUUGGGGGCCGUAAUUAGGAACUGCCCCUGCACGAUUGGCCGCCGUUUUGUAUCAAGCGGCCUCACCUCACGUCCAGCCCCAACUAGCUCUCACUGGGUACAUGCAGUGUAGCGCCCGAGACCAGGGACGAGCAUCGUCUAGUAUACCACGGACAAAUUUGAAGUCAGUCUGCCUCACUACUAUAUAGUAAGAUGAGAACGCAGCGGAGCAAUGUUGCUGCGCAUUUAAAGCUUCAUGCUUGCCUGGUUUUACAAACCAAACCAAACUUCUUCAUAAUAUAAUGAUAUAAUGCUCUUUGGUGGUAACAUCCUACGAGCAUAGCAUCCUUUCCGCACGUCUCGGCCGACAACUGCCAAACUCGGAGUGCUCAAACAUGGACAGAUUCCACGACGUUCAGAUGAACAAUGGCGGUCGAUCACAGGAUGAGAUAUCAAACGAGAGAGCACCCAAGACAUACAGCAAAGUAUUCUCAUCUGAGAAAUCAUCCGAAGAAAACAUCCACAAGAUUCAGAGUGGAACUCGCUGGAACACCAUUUCUUCUCGUCCCAUUGAAUACGCAAAGGGGACAUGGCAUCGAAGCAGCCUUCUACACGUCUGGUGGCUCGAAAUACUGGCCUGUAUUCUUACAGUCGCCACCGUCGUUGCCAUCAUCGUUACAGUCCGCGCCUACGAACACAAGCCGCUGCCUCAAUGGAGAUACGGAAUCUCUCUCAACGCCUUGAUCGCUGUUUACACCGUCAUUAUGAAGGGUUGUGCUGGCCUUAUUCUGGCUGAAGGUAUCAGCCAUUUGAAAUGGACAAGUCUUUCGAGACCCAGACCACUUUCAGGAUUCGCCCUACACGAUCAGGCCUCCCGAGGUCCCUGGGGCGCCGUUGCUCUACUCUUGAAGCACAGAGGAGGCCUGUUCUCCUCCCUUGGAGCGUUCGUUACUAUUCUGGUCAUUCUACUGGAUCCAUUUUCGCAGCAGAUCAUACGCCUAGAGGACUGCGUUCGUGUGUCCGGUGAUGUCCAGGCUAGCAUCCCAAGAGCCCAACACUACGAUGAAAGUGGAAGACAUAUUUUCGCAAUCUAUCAGGAAAUCUCCAGAGGUCUUCGAGAUGCAGCUUACAACGGUAUCUUCGCCGACAUCAAGCCCCAGGUUCAAGCGACCUGCCGAUCCGGCAACUGUACCUUCCCAGAAGAAUACACCACCGUGGGGUUCUGCAGUAAAUGUCGAGACAGGACCGAUGAUCUUAUUAUGUCUACUUUCACCAACGGCACGGGUAGUCUAAAAACCCCUUGGACAAAUGCCACUCUCGACGGCAUUUCACUUGUUCGUCCAAAUGGGAGUAUCAUCCCAUCUGUGAACGGAACUGUGAUGAAACCAGUUUCUUUCCUGUCCGGUGGCAGUACCUUCGAUGAGAUACCUAUGAUUCGCCGCGAAAGAGCGCCAGAGAAUCCAGAUCCGGAUAUCUACAAGGCAUACAGCUGUCGAGUCUAUCCAUGCAUGAAAUCGAUCCGGGGCUCUAUGAGCAUCAGCGAGUUGCACGAAACCAUCGAAGAAAGCGGUCCCUUUGAGGAGACCUUCUCGCACAGCAUGAGGGUAGGAUAUGGCGCUGGGUCAAUCAACACCGCUGACCUGAAAUGCGUCGACAACGACGGUCGCCGCAUCCUGAAGGACCUUGGCUACAAAUUCGACGACAAGACUCGAUGGCUUCCAUACAAUGUCUCCGCCAUGUUUGGAUCCCUAAAAGACCCCGAAUACGUGACCAGCACAGACUACAACCCUUGCACGAAAGCGCCCGCGCAAUCCUCGGCUGAAAUCUGCAAAGACUACGGAGGUGGAUCUUGGAACUUGACCGAGAAAGCCUACACGGUCGUCCCAGCAAGGUGCAUCCACUCCAUGGGCUACAUCUUCUACAACAGUGUCGGCCCUUACCUCCUCGCCGACAUCCUCCAAGGCGAGCUCUACGACUCCCCCAACUACGGCUACGGCGCCUUCGAAGGAAAGGAAACCCUCAUGUCGCUCUGGAACGCAGGAUCAGGCAACGGCACCAUUGCAGACGUCGAUGGAAUGGUACGCAACAUGACAGACGCCAUGACCACGUACAUGCGCAGGAACGGUCUCGAGAACUUCACCGCGCCAGCGAUCGGAGACGUGCAUUUCAACACCACAUGCGUGGAGGUGCGCUGGGUAUGGCUGAUCUACGCCGCAGCGACUAUAGGCCUGCUGAUUGUCUUCUUCCUCGGCAUGGUGAUCCAGACGACCAUCUCGCAAUCGCGGCUCAGGGCCGAGGCUGGCGUCGAUGGAAUCGUUCCUCCGGUCCACGACCUGAAGUCUGACGCUUUGGCUUUCUUGUUCCACGGUUUCGACAAGGAGAGUCUGGAUAUGAUGGGUACUGUUGGGGCUACAAAUAGGCAAAGGGAGAUUACGAAGAGGGCGAAGGAGUUUAAUGUCCAGUUGGUGCCGACCGAACAAGGAUGGAAGUUGUCGUCGCAGAGAAGAUAGGCCAUGUGAACAGAGGGUUGCGACAAUAAUGUACAAUGUGUAAUGGUAUGGAGGAACAUUUAAG
Messenger RNA from Aaosphaeria arxii CBS 175.79, 2670 nucleotides. RefSeq lists its product as uncharacterized. NCBI's taxonomy places the organism in Eukaryota, Fungi, Ascomycota, Dothideomycetes, Pleosporales. The record is from RefSeq and is a predicted model, not a curated record. The transcript has a single exon. The coding region runs from base 492 to 2606 and encodes 704 amino acids.